Molecule: messenger RNA, 1340 nt
Organism: Euleptes europaea (tarantolino)
Lineage: Eukaryota; Metazoa; Chordata; Lepidosauria; Squamata; Sphaerodactylidae
Gene: TEAD2
Product: TEA domain transcription factor 2
Exons: 11
Coding region: 49-1299 (416 amino acids)
Biological process (GO): hippo signaling; regulation of transcription by RNA polymerase II; embryonic organ development
Cellular component (GO): transcription regulator complex
Molecular function (GO): DNA-binding transcription factor activity, RNA polymerase II-specific; RNA polymerase II cis-regulatory region sequence-specific DNA binding
Source: RefSeq, a predicted model, not a curated record
CUUCCUGACGCCAUAGAGUCCAGUGCGACGACCAGCCCCUCCCCGGAGAUGGGGGAUGCUGGGGAGAAGGGUUUGGACAACGAUGCCGAAGGGGUCUGGAGCCCCGACAUUGAGCAGAGUUUCCAGGAGGCGCUGGCCAUCUACCCACCUUGCGGGAGGCGCAAGAUCAUUCUUUCGGACGAGGGGAAGAUGUACGGUCGCAACGAACUCAUAGCCCGCUACAUCAAACUGAGAACAGGGAAAACACGGACGAGAAAACAGGUCUCCAGCCACAUCCAAGUACUGGCGCGACGGAAAACCCGUGAGAUUCAGGCAAAGCUCAAGGACCAGGUCGCGAAGGACAAAGCCCUCCAGACCAUGGCAGCCAUGUCUUCUGCUCAGCUGGUGUCUGCCACGGUCCUUCAGGAAAAACUGGGACUGUCAGAAGCCCACUAUCCACCCACCACCACAGCGACAGAGUUCUUCCAGUUGUGGACGGGAGAUGCCAACCAGCCUCAGACUACUCCUGAUAUCAAGCCCAUCCUCCAGGCACCAUAUACCAUCCCUCUGAUCACAGCGCCCCCUGCUGCCCCAGGUUAUCACCCACCUGCAGGGAGACUAUCCUGCCUCCCCAGUACAACCUCUUGGCAGGGAAGCCACAUUGGUACGGAGACGCUCCAACUGGUGGAAUUCACAGCUUUCGUGGAGCAGCAGGGCGAACAAGAUCCGCAGCAGCAUCGUUUUGUGCACAUUGACCCAGCGCCUGCCACUGACCCACCCCUGGAGAUGGUGGAUGUACGCCAAAUCUACGACAAGUUCCCAGAACGAGGAGGCGGGCUGCGAGACUUGUACGAACAAGGGCCUCCCCAUGCCUUCUUCUUGGUCAAGUUCUGGGCUGACUUGAGCUUUCCCCUCCCCGAAGAAGAGCCAGGGGGCACAGGAGGGGCCUUCUAUGGGGUGAGCAGCCGAUACGAGGGCCCACGGGCUCUGACUCUGAGUUGCACCUCCAAGGUCUGCUCCUUUGGCAAACAGGUGGUGGAGAAACUGGAGACAGCUGAGCCGCCCCAUUGGGAAGACGGACGCUUUGUUUUCUGCCUGCCGCGCUCUCCUCUCUGCGAGUACCUCAUCAAUUUUAUCCGCAAACUGCGGACGCUGCCGGAAAAGCCAAUGAUGGACAGUGUGCUUGAAAACUUCACCAUCCUGCAGGUUUUGCGGGAUCAAGAAACUCAGGAAUUGCUGUUGUGCGUGGCUUUUGUGUUCGAAGUCUCCGCCAGUGAGCGGGGAGCACAGUACCACAUCUAUCGGCUGGGCCGGGACUGACGGACAGUUUUACCUCAACGUUGCCGCAACUGGAAACAGGC